Molecule: messenger RNA, 2257 nt
Organism: Anopheles arabiensis
Lineage: Eukaryota; Metazoa; Arthropoda; Insecta; Diptera; Culicidae
Gene: Tak1
Product: mitogen-activated protein kinase kinase kinase 7
Exons: 8
Coding region: 351-2189 (612 amino acids)
Biological process (GO): JNK cascade; protein phosphorylation; positive regulation of canonical NF-kappaB signal transduction
Molecular function (GO): MAP kinase kinase kinase activity; magnesium ion binding; ATP binding
Source: RefSeq, a predicted model, not a curated record
GACAGUUUUCGCUCGGUGAUGACAAAAUGAAAAAUAUUUAGCAUAGCCAAAGCGUAACUACACCAAAAAACCAGCGUACAACGUUAAAUGAGCGCGAUAAAACAAUCGCACGGCCAUUAAAUCGUACCGUAACGUGUAAUUCUACCUGCCCCCCGUCGUGUUCAAUGUGCGCUUAGCCGUGGCAUUGGUACGGUUCCUACGUUGUUUUUCUCAACGCUCAGCUGGCCGCUCGUCGGCCAUCCUCGCCCACCGAUACCAUCGUAGUGGGCACGAAGCACAGGAUUUGCUGGAUUUGUGCAAAGGGAAUAAAAAUUCCGCUUCAAGCGCACUAAAAAGCUCCCUGCUCCACCAUGUCCAGAGAACAUAGCAGAAUGAACAGCGUUUUGCCGCCGUUCGUCACGACGAUCGAUAUCAACGAAAUCGAACAGAUUGCCACCGUCGGCAAAGGUUCCUACGGCACAGUGAUAAAAGCAAAAUGGAGAAACAAAUACGUCGCCGUGAAGUACAUGGAGGUGCUGACCGAGCAGGCAUUUACGGCGGAGGUGAGCCAUCUUUCCCGUGUGGCACAUCCGAACAUAAUCGAGCUGUACGGUGCCUGUACGGAGAAACCCAACUUCUGUCUCGUGAUGGAGUACGCGGACGGUGGCUCCCUGCACAAGGUGCUGCACAGCAGACCCCGGCCCGUCUAUACGGCGGCACAUGCGAUGAGUUGGGCGAGACAGUGCGCCGAGGGCGUCGCCUAUCUGCACGACAUGACUCCCCGGCCCAUGAUUCACCGUGAUCUGAAACCACCGAACCUGCUGCUAGUGAACAAUGGAACCGUGCUGAAGAUAUGCGACUUUGGCACGGUCACCGACAAGUCGACGCUGAUGACGAACAACAAGGGCAGUGCGGCCUGGAUGGCGCCGGAAGUGUUUGAGGGUUCGUCCUACACGGAAAAGUGUGACGUGUUCAGCUGGGGCAUCAUCCUGUGGGAGGUGAUAGCGCGGGAGCAGCCGUUCAAGCACAUCGACACCUCGUACGCGAUCAUGUGGCGCGUGCAUCAGGGCAGCCGGCCGCCCCUGAUCGACCACUGUCCGAAGCCGAUCGAGCAGCUGAUGGUUCGCUGCUGGGACAAGGAUCCGAUCAGCCGACCGUCGAUGAAGGAGGUGGUGAACGUCAUGAACGCGCUGUGCAAGCUGUUUACCGGCGAAAAUGAACCCAUCGGUAACGAAUUUCUGCCCGAGGAUGAGGACGACUCGUACGGGAUGGCGUACCCGAUCGAAAGCAAUGUGUCCGAAGGCAUGGACAAUGGAAUCGACACAAACAGCAGCCAUGGCACGAUCACGAAUAAAAACACGGUGCAGCGGUUACUGGACAUGCCCAGGGAUAGUCCGCUACGAAAUGUGCCAUCGAAUGUUCUACUGCAGCCGCUUCACGUUGAUGUGAAUCCGUUUGACCAACCAAUGGAACUGGGAAGCGGUGCACUGUACCCAGCCAACAGCCAAGGGACGGAAGGACUAACCGUCACAAAAUGUACCAACGCCCCCAUGGAUAGCGUUAGCAGUAUAAACAGUUCGAUCACAUUCAACAGUACAACCGGUCCAGGCAUCGCGGCACAUCACGAUCCGGCCAGGCUCACGAUGCCGCCAAAUGUCCCACGGCCCCUUGCCGAUGGAGGGGAGUGCAUUGAGGCAGAGCAGCAUCAGCAGGAGGAGGAGGAGGAGGAUGAGGAAGAGAACCGAGAAGGCAUUGUUGUUGGCGGUGGACGGAGCAGCUCGAAACAGAACGAAGCCGCCCUGGGAGACACACUGUACAGUAUUUUAGAUCCAAACCUAAGACCCCUAACGCCCGUACCGAACAAUCCGCUCUCGGAGCAGAUACACAACGAGCAUAAGCUGUUGGUGCAAAAGUAUUUUGAGUUUGAAACGCAAAUAGUCACCAGCAUGGCGCAAAGGGAAAUGCUUCAAAACAAUAUGCUACCCGAGGAGUUGCAGCUCAAGAAGGCCUACAUUAAGCGGCUAGAGGAGCGGGAAGCAUUGCUAAAGUUUAAAGCGAACCUGCAGAAACAGCUGAACGAUAAGAAUCGGCAGCAGCAGGCGAGACAGCAGCAGCAACAUCCACCACCGCUGCACCGGCAGGAAUCGGACUCGGAAUGGGUAAUAAUACAGCCAGCGGACUCCAGACCAAAGACAGACAAUCACAACUGAUUUCACAGACUACUAGACCUUAAGCAGUUUAGGCUAGAGACAAUAAACUUUGUGUGAAAAAAAAAGAA